This is a messenger RNA of Psylliodes chrysocephalus, 1990 nucleotides long. The record is from the annotation of a GenBank genome assembly. Lineage: Eukaryota; Metazoa; Arthropoda; Insecta; Coleoptera; Chrysomelidae.
AUUGGUACAGAUUAUCCUUUAAUAACUAAAAUCGUUUAUUUCAGGUGCUUGCUAUGCAGAAUUCGGCGUGAGAGUACCGCACACGACGGGCUCUGCCUAUAUGUACUCUUACGUCACCGUCGGCGAAUUCAUAGCCUUCGUGAUCGGCUGGAAUAUGAUCCUGGAGUACCUCAUCGGUACUAGCGCUUGCGCGUGCGCAUUGAGUGCCUGUUUUGACGCCUUAGCCAACGGUGCUAUUACGUCGGCUGUUCACGAGAGUAUAGGAAAGACUAUUGGAAGAGACCCGGACUUCCUAGCCUUCGUUAUCACCCUCCUGAUGAUGGUCCUUCUUGCAGCGGGCGUUAAAAAAUCGUUAAUAUUUAAUAACAUCCUGAACGUAAUCAACUUCUCAGUGUGGAUAUUCGUGAUGACAGCCGGAUUAUUUUACGUCAACACAGACAAUUGGACGAAACACAAAGGGUUCCUGCCCAAGGGUUGGUCAGGGGUAUUUACAGGAGCUGCUACCUGUUUCUAUGCAUUUAUUGGCUUCGACAUCAUAGCCACGACUGGCGAAGAAGCAGCUACACCAAAAAAGUCUAUCCCUUUAGCCAUAGUGUCCAGUUUAGCCAUAAUUUUAAUAGCAUACGUCACUAGUUCGAUGAUGCUCACAUUAAUAGUUCCAUAUACAGAGGUGGAUGAAGAUUCAGCUCUGGUCGAAAUGUUUGGGCAGGUCGGAGCUUACAGAUGCAAAUAUAUUGUUGCCGUAGGGGCCUUAGCGGGAUUGACUGUCAGCAUGUUCGGUUCCAUGUUCCCAAUGCCUAGAAUUAUUUACGCUAUGGCGCAAGACGGAUUAAUAUUUAGGAUGUUUUCUCAAGUAUGGCCAAGCACCGGAACACCUGUAAUAGCUACAUUUAUAAGCGGAUUGACAGCCGCGAUAGCGGCACUUUUUAUACGACUGGAAAUACUUGUAGAAAUGAUGUCUAUAGGUACCCUUCUCGCAUACACCUUGGUCUCAACUUGCGUCUUAAUUCUCCGAUAUCAACCGCAUUCCACGAACCUCGUCGAACUACUUCCACAAAGUCUUCGGACGCCCAUACGGGGCUCGCCUACCAAAGAAGCUUUAGUCGAUAAUCCCGGCGGACAAACGUUGUACGGGAAUCAGUUGCAACCCGCUCAACUUAAACACGCUAUAGAUUCCUCGCUCGGUCCGCCGAUUCCUUCGCCUUCGCCGUCGCCGUUGCCUUCGCAAACCACCCAGAGGGUGAUGGUAAGGAGGAUCACCAGAAGUUCUCCGGAUAGUGACGAUACUUUUGGAGGCGACGAACCUGAAGAAGAUUUUUCUGGAAGAGAUGAUCAGUUUUUGGUUUCUGAUAGAACGGAAAAUAAAUUUUAUGGUACCGUUCACGGGGGUGGUAGUGCAACUAGUACAGGAGGUGUAGUUGGUUCUACAGUCGGACCCAGCUUAGGAUAUAUUGGAAGAAGAUUACAAGCGGCCACAUAUUUGUGUCCAGCCAUCUUCCCUUGGGUAGACACUGGACCCGCAACAGAAGAAUCAGGAUUAUUCGUUAUGAAAAUGGUCGGAUAUCUGUAUGUUCUCAUCAUAAUAUUCGACCUCAUCAUUGUGUGCGGCAUGGACGACAUGAACAGCGCUACCUCAUUUUUUCUGUGGGUAUUUUUCCUCGCUAUAGUUUCCAUUUGCCUAAUUAUUUCGAGAAAACCGCAAAACAGAAAUACGCUAAUGUUCAUGACUCCAGGCCUUCCAUUCAUUCCCGUCGUAGCAAUUACCGUAAACAUUUAUUUAAUAAUGAAGCUGUCGAUUUUGACUCUAGUGAGAUUUACCACGUGGAUGACUUUGGGAUUAAUCAUGUAUUUUUACUACGGCAUUAAGAAUAGCACAAUGGAGGAAGGAUGCGAUAAUGAUCACAUCGAAUUGACGGUAACUGACCACGAAAAGCCCAAGUAUAACAGCACGUCGCCGUAUAGUGGAGGGGAUCAUAAUAUAUUCAGGUAA